AUGCAAUUCACAUCCCUCUGCGUCCUCGCCCUGGCCGGCUCAGCACUCGCAACCCAAGCACCAGUCAACAAGCGAGAACCCCAACUCCUCGACAACAUCGCCAACAAAAUCGGCGAAGGAACAGGCGCCAUCAACACCGCCAUCAGAGAUGGUUCAGGCCUAGCGCAAACGCUCGGCAACCUCGUAGGCACAGCAGCAGGCACCAGAGUAGCCGACGCAACACGAGCACUCAACGACGGCGCCGCCCAAGCUACCAACGCCGCAGGAGCAAUCGGCAACAUUGUUGCCAACCCCGUCGUUUCCUCCCUCGCUUCUCUAGCUGCUACCAACACCCGCUUAAAUCCUUUGCUACCACAACCCACACCCACAGGUGGUCUCCGAACCGCCCCAACUUCUCCUGGUGUUGCGUCUCCCACCGGCGGGCUCCCACCAUCCAAUGGAACGGCUGCUGGUAGCUCUGGCUCGUCGACCACAGCGAGCUACUCGGCUGUUCCUGCUGCGGGUGUUAUUUUCGCCUGUACCUUCCUUGCUAUGUUUGGAUACAUGUAG
Hymenoscyphus albidus is the source of this 549-nucleotide messenger RNA. NCBI's taxonomy places the organism in Eukaryota, Fungi, Ascomycota, Leotiomycetes, Helotiales, Helotiaceae. The record is from the annotation of a GenBank genome assembly.